GCGUGUGUGUGUGUGUGUGUGUGUGCGUGUAUCUGAGUGUGUGUGUGUGUGUGUGUGCUUCAAUAGAGGCGGUGACCUGUCAGUUGUGAGUGAUUGCAUGUGUGCGCGCGCCUCUAGCCCCUCGCACCGCGCAUUCAAAUGCAAAUCCGCGCGAAUUCUAUAAGUGAGAGACAGAGCGGCUCACGCGCUGCAGAGAGGACUCGGGCGUCAAAACGUGAGCACCUCAAAACUCAACAGAGCAAUUAAGAAACCCGCGGGAAAUGACAGCGGGGCGACCCAGCGCGAGCGCGAAGGAGGAGAGGAAGCUGAGGAAGCCACUAAUAGAGAGAAAACGACGGGAAAGAAUAAACCACUGCUUGGAUCAGCUCAGAGAGACAGUAGUUGGGGCGUUUAGACUUGAUCAGCAGUCCAAGCUGGAAAAAGCGGACAUUCUGGAGAUGACUGUUAAACACCUACAGAACAUCCAGAGCAGUAAAGUUAAUGAGCCGAUGUUGGACUCGGAGGCCCAGCAGAGGUACAGCACCGGCUACAUCCAGUGCAUGCAUGAAGUUCACAACAUGCUGCUGUCCUGCAACUGGAUGGACAAAACACUCGGCUCGCGGCUUCUCAACCACCUGCUCAAGUCGCUGCCCAGAUCGGCGGCCGAAUGCUCCAGGAGACCCAAACCCAGCCUCACUGACCAUGAUGACCAUGUUUGUUACCAUGGCAGCGGGGUAAAUGGUCAGAGGUCAUGCCCUGCUUCUCCUGAAAUGGUUAGCAGCGGAUCUCCUAUGAGUCGGCCUCAACAAACUGAGAGCCCACAGCUGACGGCUCUGGAGAUGUGGAGGCCCUGGUGAACAUUUAUGUGUGGAAACUGUAUGUGCACUGCAAAAAAUGGUAUCUUGGCAAGUGAAAACAUCUUAAGUGUAGGCAACUUAUCUUUUUUACUUAUAUGAUGUGAUAAUUUCUAGUUUAGAGCUGUCAAUUAUGAUAUCAGUCACACUGCAUUAUCAAGUAAUAUUAUUUGCCAAUAAUCAAAUAAUCUAGUGAUUAUUUUGAUGAUUAAUUGACAAAAUUUACAUACAUUUUAUAAUAGCAAACAUUUGAUUUUACUCCAUAUACAUUACUCUGCCACUACAGACAUACACAUAUGAACAUCUGUGAGAUCCUGCUGGUGUGGGUGUCCUCUCCUUCAGUGGUGCAGGCUUGAAUAGGCUUGAUGGCAGCUGGUGACGAUUUUCACAUUGUAAUCACUAAGCCAAUUAAUCGAGAAUGUGUAUCUUAUUGAUUAUUUUUUAAUCGAGUAAUUAUUUUUUAUGAAGUAAUUGUAACAGCCCUAUCAGGGGCAUGAACUAAAAGGUAAAAAAGGUCAAUUUUGAUUUCAGGUUGCCUUUUAAAACAAGUGAAAAUGUCUACAAAUAGGUUGAAUAAUCUCAUCACAACCUUGUAGUGAGGAAUAGAUAUAUUGCCUACACUGCUUUCAGUGUCCAGUACAGGAUUGUUUUGCAUAUAUAUAUAUA
This is a messenger RNA of Pygocentrus nattereri (red-bellied piranha), 1499 nucleotides long. RefSeq names its product hairy-related 8.2 (gene her8.2). The transcript is spliced from 4 exons. Lineage: Eukaryota; Metazoa; Chordata; Actinopteri; Characiformes; Serrasalmidae. The coding region runs from base 261 to 836 and encodes 191 amino acids. Gene Ontology annotation, cellular component: nucleus. Gene Ontology annotation, molecular function: RNA polymerase II cis-regulatory region sequence-specific DNA binding; protein dimerization activity; DNA-binding transcription factor activity, RNA polymerase II-specific. The record is from RefSeq and is a predicted model, not a curated record. Gene Ontology annotation, biological process: regulation of neurogenesis; anterior/posterior pattern specification; regulation of transcription by RNA polymerase II.